AGAAAAGAAAAGAAUAGACACAAAUCUUCCUUUCGACAAGCAGCAGUUUGAAAUUAAAUGGCCCAAACAAAUGAAAAUGUAGUUUCCAUGGAGAAGGAGCUGUUUGUGAAGCAAGUCACAAGAAGAGGAGGUGGACAAGUAAGCAGAGGAGACCAAGACCAACCUGCAGAAAUUGAGCAAAGUUCAAGGGUGAGUAUUACAAUCCAUGAGGCAAUAAAAACUAUUCCCAGGGAGGAGAGACUCAAAGAAUUCAGGGAAGCAGAAGCGCCAAGUCUGGAUGCGAAACCAAAGAUCCAAAGGAUUCCCUUCAUGCUCCGAGAUCACAAAAAUUUCGACAAAUACUACGAGCCAAGGGUAGCUGCCAUCGGUCCUUUCCACCAUGGUAAACCAAAGUACGAGCAGGCAGAGAAAGUUAAGCGUUACUUAGCUGUGAACUUUGUCAAAGACAGUAAGCAGAAUGAUGCAGAUUUGCUCAAGAAGGUUGAGGAGAACAUCAAGGAACUAAGGAAGUGCUAUGAUGAGGAAGCAACAAAGGAGUAUGACGAUGAUUCCCUCGCGUGGAUGCUGUUCGUUGAUGGGUGUUCGACGCUGGAAUUCAUAUACAAAUAUAAUCACUUGGAAUCUUUUAACAUCAAGAGAGACCAGGUGGCCUUUGCAGAACAGGACAUGUUCUUGCUAGAGAACCAACUUCCUUAUCAACUCCUCAAGCUGUUGAUGAGCUCCAGCAACAUACAUGGGGACUUGAAGGACUCAAUCGAGAGGUUUGUUCAGAUGCACGGAUUUGCACCACCAGUUGAGAACCAGAAGUCACAACCAGAUAAGAACCAGAAGUCACCACCGGAUGAGAACCAGAUGUCACAACAAGGUGCACGAAAGCCGGAACAGAAGACAAACAUAAAUAGGGAAGAGAAGCAACAUCCUCAAGGCAUAACAAUACCCAUGGAACCAGAGCCAACUCAUCUUCUUGAGCUUCUUCUGACAAGAAUGCUAGGAUAUCCACCUAGAAAAAGUGAGCCAAGUGUCCACCUUGGUUCCCAAUCUUUUCGUAAUGUACAAGAGCUUCAGGCAGCCGGGAUCCAUUUUAAGCAUAGUAAGGAGGGCAGCUUAUUGGGCCACAUAGAUUUUAAGAGCUAUAUAUGCUGUGGGUUCCUUUAUCUUCCUAAAAUAAAAGUAGACGAUUCUAUGGGGCCUAAAUUCAUGAACUUGAUAGCCUACGAAAUGUGUCCCGAUUUCCAGAACGAUUUUGGGGUCACCUCUUACAUAAGCUUCCUCGAUUCGCUCAUCGAUCAUCAGGAUGAUGUGAAGCAUCUGAGGAAAAAGCACAUACUUCGAAACUUACUUGGGAGUGACGAGGAGGUGGCUCAACUCUUCAAUGAGAUAGGCACUGACUUGGUGCCUAACAAUGCAAUUUACAGCAAAGUUAAAAGCAAGAUAGAAGAUCACUACCAGACCAUGUGGAAGAAAUGGGUGGCUCAAUUCUUUCAUGAACAUUUCAGCAGCCCCUGGACUAUCCUGGCCUUCACUGGUGCUCUCUUAGGGCUUUGGAUGACCGCUGUUUCGACGUGGUACACCGUCAAUUCUGAUACCCCUCCAUGUGAAGCCUUACUUGAGUACCUGAAAGCGCGCGGGUACUAAAUGGACUACGAGCAUGACAAUUAUAAUGUAAUGUCAUAGCUUCUCAAGGGUCCUCUCUCCAUUUGGUAUUUUACUGUUACUAUCAGCAGAUGUGACUAAAAUAAGGCAAGUUGAACAUGUGUGCUUUUUUCUUAAUUUGGUGGAACUUUUUGUUUGAUUUUAGUUGAAGUUUGUGUGUA
This is a messenger RNA of Prunus avium (sweet cherry), 1814 nucleotides long. Its product is annotated as UPF0481 protein At3g47200-like. Lineage: Eukaryota; Viridiplantae; Streptophyta; Magnoliopsida; Rosales; Rosaceae. The record is from RefSeq and is a predicted model, not a curated record.